AAACAUUUUGUGGCUGAAAAGUUUUGCGAGGUUCCGAUGGCAGAAGCAAACGAGCUCAGCAAAGAAUGGUUGUCUGUGAAUAGCAUCUAUCGGCCGUAUGAUCCAAAAGUACUGGUUAUGAAUGAUGCGCGCACAAAUGCAAAACGUCAGUCUGAUGAAGAAAAAGACGUUGCGGGUCCUUCAAAACUGCGACAGCAACCCUCAUUGCCGAAAUGGUUUAAAAAAUCGUAA
Messenger RNA from Gongylonema pulchrum, 231 nucleotides. NCBI's taxonomy places the organism in Eukaryota, Metazoa, Nematoda, Chromadorea, Rhabditida, Gongylonematidae. The record is from the annotation of a GenBank genome assembly.